Varanus komodoensis (Komodo dragon) is the source of this 408-nucleotide messenger RNA. RefSeq names its product interferon-induced transmembrane protein 5-like. Gene Ontology annotation, cellular component: plasma membrane. The transcript has 2 exons. The record is from RefSeq and is a predicted model, not a curated record. NCBI's taxonomy places the organism in Eukaryota, Metazoa, Chordata, Lepidosauria, Squamata, Varanidae. Bases 1 to 408 code for a protein of 135 amino acids. Gene Ontology annotation, biological process: bone mineralization; bone morphogenesis.
AUGGACACUUCGUACCCUCGUGAAGACUACCUGCCCAUGACAUCCCACAAGCAGGAAUCUUCUCCAACCAUCAUCACAGUCAGGCCUCCCAUGGCCCCACGUGACUACAUGAUUUGGUCUGUCUUCAACACCAUCUACAUGAACCUCUGCUGCCUGGGCUUUGUAGCACUUGCCUAUUCUGUGAAGGCACGGGAUCAGAAGGUGUCUGGCGACUUGGAAGCUGCCCACCGCUAUGGCUCCAAAGCCAAAUGCUACAACAUCCUCGCCACAGUGUGGAAUGUGGUGGUGCCUUUAGUGCUCAUUGCUCUGCUGGUCACUGGUGUCCUCCACCUCUCCAAGCUGGCUCAGGAGUCCAUGGACUACUUGGCCUACAGACUCUUCCCUAGUGACGACGAUGACAAUAAAUGA